AUGGCCGAUUCGAUGAUCGACGAAAUCUCAAGCGGUGGCUUCGGGAGGGUUUUUCUGUUAAGAGCCUACAAUCCCCCGAUAAUCAUGAAAGAAAUCCUGGUUGGGUCGGAUUGGUUGGAGCCGGAGACAGAAAUGAGUAUUCUGAAAGAUUUAGUUCAUCAGCAUAUCGUCAAAUACCUUGCUCCACCACUCGAUUUCUCGUAUACUGGAGAGAACUAUCCGAUAUUUAUGGAAUACUGUGAAGAGGGAUCGUUGAAACACGCCAUUACCGAUCCAACGCUCAAUUACUCGAUAUCGACGAUAGUCAAAUGUGAAGAGGACUUGUACAAAGGUGAUGUCUACUCGACUGGUUUAGUUAUUUGGGAGCUAAUCGAGAGAAGGAAUCUCAAGGAACCAGUUGAAUUCAUCAGUUUCUCUCCAACUAGGUGCUCGAAUGUUAAAAAAGUUCAACUACUUGUCAUCAGCUGUUCCUGUCCUCGAACAAAAAUGAUAAAUCGAUGGGGUAUUGAGGAAGCGUUUAGGGAAACUGUUAAGUUGAAGGAGAUCUUCAACUUCAAUGAGCAACCGGAACGACAAAGAUUCCAACAAUACUUGAAAGAACCCGAUGGAUUAAACUUUUUAAAACACGGCGUAGAGAAAACGACAAAAGUGAUCGCCACGAUAUCGAACAAUAUCGCAAAGAAA
Messenger RNA from Mesorhabditis belari, 684 nucleotides. NCBI's taxonomy places the organism in Eukaryota, Metazoa, Nematoda, Chromadorea, Rhabditida, Rhabditidae. The record is from the annotation of a GenBank genome assembly.